Messenger RNA from Oldenlandia corymbosa var. corymbosa, 1695 nucleotides. The record is from the annotation of a GenBank genome assembly. Lineage: Eukaryota; Viridiplantae; Streptophyta; Magnoliopsida; Gentianales; Rubiaceae.
AUGGCGGGUUCUGCCGCCGGUGACUUGCUGUCCAGAGCUCAGGCCGCUUUCGUCCACCGCUCGGAUUUUGAGAAAGAUUUUAUCUUUGGUUCUGCUACCGCUGCCUUCCAGAUUGAAGAAUUGUUUAAGAAAUAUAGUGAAGAUGCUGUCAAUCAUUACGAAAAAUAUGAGGAGGAUGUGAAACUGAUGAAGGACAUUGGCUUUGAUGCUUACAGAUUCUCGAUUUCAUGGACCAGAAUUUUCCCAACCAUGGCCGCUGCGUUAACUCUGAAACACAUAUUCUCCUUCUUACCUCACAAACCCAAUUUCCCAUUUCAACACUUCCGGCCACUCAGAAGAACUCCGUUAACCUUCCGACGACCCUAUUGUCUGUCAACUGCAGUUGUAAAGUCGGACACCAGCAGCGAAUUAGGAAAUUUUACUUCCAAAACUAUUGAUCCUUCUUAUCUCUCUUGUUCUAUGCCCGACAAGAAGCCUCUGAACAUAGCUGUUCUUAUCAGUGGUGGGGUUGAUAGUAGCGUGGCACUUCGUCUCGUUCAUCUAGCUGGCCACUCUUGCACUGCUUUUUAUCUCAAAAUUUGGUUUCAAGAAGAUUUUGAAAACUUUUGGUCUGAAUGUCCUUGGGAAGAGGACUUAAAGUAUGCAAGGGCUGUCUGUGCUCAGGUCGACGUACCAUUGGAAGUUGUGCAUUUGACAGAUGAAUACUGGAAUAAUGUGGUAUCUUAUAUCAUUGAGGAGUAUCGAUGUGGCCGCACUCCAAAUCCAGAUGUUCUUUGCAACACCAGAAUUAAAUUUGGUGCCUUCCUUGAUGCUGUUAGUGGCAUGAAUUUUGACUAUGUUGCUUCUGGACAUUAUGCAAAAGUUGUCCACAGAGCUGCUGAUCAAACAGAAGAACCUUCUGUGUUGGAACUGUCAAAAGAUAUGGUGAAGGAUCAAACCUAUUUCUUAUCUCAUCUCUCACAGUCUCAGCUUAGACGAUUAUUGUUCCCCCUUGGAUGUAUUCCUAAGAAUGAAGUCCGGCAUCUUGCUAAGCUUUUUCAUCUUCCCAAUCAGGAUAGAAAAGAUUCUCAAGGAAUUUGCUUUCUUGGCAAGAUAAAAUUCAGUGAAUUCAUUGCUAAGCAAAUCGGGGAAGAGGAAGGGGUUAUUUUAGAGGCUGAAACAGGUGAUUUCCUCGGAAAGCAUCGUGGAUUCUGGUUUUACACAAUUGGCCAGCGCCAGGGCCUACGUCUUCCUGGAGGACCCUGGUAUGUUGUUGAGAAAGAUGUUAAACAUAACGUAGUCUUUGUCUCACGGAACUAUUUUGCUGUUGAUAAGAAGAGGCGCUUGUUCCGUGUUGGCUCUUUGAAGUGGUUUAGUAAUUUACCGCCUAACCAGGGAAAGCCCCUCCAGUGCAAGGUCCGACAUAGCCCUGAGUUUCACAAUUGCACCUUGCUUCUGGAAAAUGAUGAACAAGGAAAUCUAGUAGCAGUGGUCAGAAUAUCGGAAGACGAUCAGGGUCUGGCAGCUGGACAGUAUGCUGCUUUCUAUGAAGGAAGUACUUGCAUUGGCUCUGGUGUAAUCUUGGAGGCAUGGGAUGAUCAAGGGUUUCCUGUUUGUGCCAAGGCAAUUGAAAUAGCUAGAAUGGAAGAUAAGUCAAAGCUUGGGAAGCCUGUUAAAAUAAGGAACAUCGAUGAUAAAAUAGGUUUACUAGCAUAA